Messenger RNA from Amphimedon queenslandica, 1121 nucleotides. Its product is annotated as CCAAT/enhancer-binding protein alpha-like. Gene Ontology annotation, biological process: DNA-templated transcription; regulation of transcription by RNA polymerase II. Bases 118 to 933 code for a protein of 271 amino acids. Gene Ontology annotation, molecular function: RNA polymerase II cis-regulatory region sequence-specific DNA binding; DNA-binding transcription factor activity, RNA polymerase II-specific. The record is from RefSeq and is a predicted model, not a curated record. The transcript has 2 exons. Lineage: Eukaryota; Metazoa; Porifera; Demospongiae; Haplosclerida; Niphatidae.
GCUUGCUAUAACAAGACUUGAAUCAACUCUUAAGCACCAAGUUGUCAAAAUUGAACCAACAGAGAAAGCUGAAGAGCUUACUACUGAGCUUUAGUAGAUCCAUUAAUUCAUUUUUGUAUGGACGGGAACAAUAGUCUAUACGAUCUUUAUUUAGCUGCAGGGAAGGGUUUUGUAGUCACUUCUAGCUCCUUUGAUACCAAUCCUGUGUACCUUAGACCACCCGUAGGACCCUCGACAAUAAAUCCACCACUCUUAUACCACAACGAGGAGUCCGUGGAUUUCUCUGAUCUGGUAGAAGCUUGUGAGAAGAACAUUACACCUCCAGCCCCAAUAAGUGGGUCUGAUUGCUCCUCUGCCUGCUGCUUUUUUGAAGAAAAGCCAUUUCCCUUUGAUAAGAUUCUCCCUAUGUCAAGUCCUAUGUACAACGAAGAGGCCUCUCCUUAUUGUGUGCCCCCUCCUCCUCCUCCCCACCCUCCUUCCACUUCUCAUGAUUUUGUUCCUCACGAGAACCCGUCACUUCCGCUAGACGGAAUCCUUACGUCGACUCCUCACUUCUCUCUCCCUCAUCCAACGCCCAACGUACCCGCAGCCACUUCCGUAGCCUCCACUACCAGUCGACAGCAACCCAGACAGUCUCGCUUGACUACCAAGCAAGCUAAAAAAAUUUACAACAAGAACAGCGAGGAGUACAGGGACAAGAGAGAGAGAAAUAAUGUCGCCGUUAGAAAGAGUAGGAACAAGAUGAAAAUGAGAGCACAGGAGACCGAGAGAAGAGUUCACGAGUUAGAGGAGGAGAACACAGCAUUACAGAACCAGGUAUCUCUACUACUUAAGGAACUUAAAGUACUGAAAGGGCUACUGUCAUCGGCAGACGGUAUCCAACAACCACAAGUAACUAGUAAUAUUGAUCCAGUCACUUCACGAUGCUCUUGAAUAGAAUUAAUUAAUGAGAUUUAUAUAAACAUUGUUAAAAUGAUUGUUCUCGGAUAAUGUUUUUUUGGGAUGAUUUAAUUCGUUGCACAUUUACACCAUUGAUUACUUAUUAUUAUUAUGAUUAUUAUUACUAUCAUCAUUAUUAAAUUUUGUGCUGAUUCUAUUUGAUUCUAUUCAUUCUACCCUCA